ACUCGAGGCAAAGUCACUUUUUGCUUGGUGCUCAUGCUGUCAUCAUCGUCAUCUCUUAUUUGGACUCCAGUCUGCCUGCUGCUGAUCUGCUCCUUGACUACGCAGCAGCAUGGCAAGGACACUCAGCGACUGGAUGAGUUCCGGCAGAGAUAUCUACUCCCGUGGCUCUCUGCCGGAACGCGAAAUUGUACGCUGAAUGCCUGCGAAUCGCUCAGAAUCAUCUCGCAGCUGCUGCUGCUGAUGAAGGCGCUUCCAAAUGGCACAAUCAGCCCCUCAGCAAUGGGAAAUGAUGCAGGAGUGCCUUUGUCUUCUGCUCCGCGCAGAUCUGCUGCCAGCCGGGAUUCAUCUAAUGGCGCCGCUGUCGGCUCCUCCAUGUUUAAUUUUCAGGAUUUCGAUAAGCGAGUGCGUCAAAUCGAGAGCAGAUUGCGCUCCGUGGAGCAGCCCAUCUGGCACUUGGCCAGUGGCAGUGAGCUGGAGUGGAACCAUUGCACGUCGGGCGUGUGUCGUUGUAAUCCGGAUACGAAGAGUUUCACCUGCUGGAACACCAAUCUGAAGACGGUGCCCGUCACUCAGGUGAUACCCAUGAAUAUGGUUGCCAUUGACUUGUCCCGCAAUGCGCUCUCCACUCUGCACAAGGACACCUUUCGUGGCCUGACUCUGCUUAAGGAACUGGACAUAUCCAACAAUGUGCUCGACUUUCUGCCCUUUGAUCUGUUCCAGGAUCUGGACAGUCUGCUCCAAUUACGCAUUCAGAACAAUCAGUUGGAGGAUGUUGAUCCGCGCACCUUCUGGAAACUGCGCAAUCUGAAUCUGCUCGAUCUGAGCAAGAAUGAGAUCGCCCAGCUGCCCGAGUCUGUGUUCUAUCAUGCCCAACGACUCACCGUGAUCAAUUUGUGCGACAAUCAAAUCGAGAACUUUCCGCCCAAUCUGCUGCGAGAUCAGCUGAUGCUCGAGGAGCUGGACAUGUCCCGCAACCAGAUCGAGCAGCUCGUCUCGGGCAGCAUGCGCUAUCAGACCAAGCUGAAGGCACUCGACUUUGGCCUCAAUCAAAUUGCCAAAAUAGAGGACGACUUCUUUGAGGGACUGAAGAGUUUGCGCACUUUGAUGUUGCACAACAAUCGCAUUACUUCCAUUUCGGGCACCAUUUUCAACAACCUGGUUAAUCUGGUGACACUCGACCUGACCAUGAAUCGCAUCAGUCAUAUCAAUGGCCAGGCAUUUGCGGAGCUGAAGAACCUGAAUGAGCUGCUGCUGGGCCAGAAUGCCAUGUCCAGCAUACCAGCCGAUCUCUUCCUGCACGCGAGUGCCCUCACUCGCCUCACGCUCUUCUCGAACAACCUGACAACGCUGGAGGAGAAUGACUUUGAGGGUCUGAGCAGCUUGAAGAUUCUCAUGCUGAACAACAAUAUAUUGAAGUACUUCGAUGCCAGGGCCUUUCAGCCGCUCACCCAACUCGAGAAACUUCGCAUCGAUUCGAACAAGCUGAUGUUUCUGCCACACGGCGCGUUGCAUGGCUUGGACAAGUUGGUUGCAGUUAAGCUGGACAAGAAUCCGUGGCAUUGCGACUGUCGUGCUCUGUAUCUCGCCCGUUGGAUACGAGAGUUCGUGGUGAAGCUGUGGGAUGGACAGCAGCCGAUGUGUCGUGGACCCGGUGAUCUGGGUGGCCACGAGGUGGGCCUGCUGCGCUACGACGAUCUCUGCGAUGGGCAGUGGGCGAGCAUGUUGUCCCUGUCGCCGCGUCUUCCGGUGCGCAAACAUCGCAUUUCCACACCGAUGAACUAUACCGACUAUUUCAAUUUGUACUUGAAGCACAUCUACAACUCAACCACAGAUGAGCAGCUCAAGGAAGCGGAGAUAACCAGCGUGGCCAUCAAGAAGGUUCAACUCGACUGAGAUCACCACUCAAUUGGAAAGUGAGUAAGCCAAACUGGCAGACAAACCACCCUAAGACAACUCUGUUCCAUUUAUAAGUGAUUCAUUUGAAAGUGAAUGCAAAAUAGAAACGAAGCGAAAUAUCGAGGAUUAUUCACA
Messenger RNA from Drosophila grimshawi, 2031 nucleotides. RefSeq names its product platelet glycoprotein V. The record is from RefSeq and is a predicted model, not a curated record. Gene Ontology annotation, cellular component: plasma membrane. The transcript is spliced from 5 exons. Lineage: Eukaryota; Metazoa; Arthropoda; Insecta; Diptera; Drosophilidae. Gene Ontology annotation, molecular function: protein binding. Bases 34 to 1893 code for a protein of 619 amino acids.